GGCGCCCCUCCUGCCGCCCCCCGCCCGGCCGCGCACUCCGCUUCCGGCCGCUCUCGCUGCGGCCGCACCCGUGCCCGCGCCCGCAUGGAGGGCGCAGGGCCCCGGGGGGCCGGGCCGGCGCGGCGCCCGGGAGCCAGGGGACCGCCGCCGCUGCUGCUGUCGCUGCCGCUGCUGCUGCUGUGGCUGCUGCCCGACCCAGGGGCGCCUGAGGAGCUGAACCCGCGCGGCCGCAACGUGUGCCGUGCGCCUGGCUCCCAGGAACCCACGUGCUGCGCGGGCUGGAGGCAGAAGGGGGAUGAGUGUGGGAUCGCGGUGUGCGAAGGCAACUCCACGUGCUCGGAGAACGAGGUGUGCGUGAGGCCUGGCGAGUGCCGCUGCCGCCAUGGCUACUUCGGUGCCAACUGCGACACCAAGUGCCCGCGCCAGUUCUGGGGACCCGACUGCAAGGAGCUGUGUAUCUGCCACCCACACGGGCAAUGUGAGGACGUGACCGGCCAGUGUACGUGUCACGCGCGGCGCUGGGGAGCACGCUGCGAGCAUGCGUGCCAGUGCCAGCACGGAAUAUGCCACCCGCGGAGCGGCGCGUGUCGCUGCGAGCCUGGCUGGUGGGGCGCUCAGUGUUCCAGCGCGUGCUACUGCAGCGCCACGUCCCGCUGCGACCCGCAGACUGGCGCGUGCCUGUGCCACGCAGGCUGGUGGGGCCGUAGUUGCAACAAUCAGUGUGCCUGCAACGGGUCGCCGUGCGAGCAACAGAGCGGCCGCUGCCAGUGCCGCGAGCCAACGUUCGGCGCGCGCUGCGAACGCUACUGUCAAUGCUCACACGGCCGCUGCCACCCUGUGGACGGCACGUGCACCUGCGAGCCGGGCUUCCGCGGCAAGUACUGCCGGGAGCCGUGCCCUGCCGGCUUCUACGGCCUGGGCUGUCGCCGCCGGUGCGGUCAGUGCAAGGGCCUGCAGCCAUGCAAAGUGGCGGAUGGCCGCUGCGUGACCUGCGAACCUGGCUGGAAUGGCACCAAGUGCGACCAGCUGUGCACCACCGGCUUCUACGGCGAAGGCUGCAGCCACCGCUGCCCGCCCUGUCGCGACGGGCACGCCUGCAACCACGUCACUGGCAAGUGCACGCGCUGCAACGCGGGCUGGAUCGGCGACAGGUGCGAGACCAAGUGCAGCAAUGGCACUUACGGCGAGGACUGCGCCUUCGUGUGCGCCGACUGCGGCAGCGGCCACUGUGACUUCCAGUCGGGGCGUUGCCUGUGCAGCCCUGGCGUCCACGGGCCUCACUGUAACCUGACGUGCCCGCCGGGGCUUCAUGGCGUGGACUGCGCCCAGGCCUGCAACUGCCACGAGGACUCCUGCGACCCAGUCACCGGUGCCUGUCGCCUGGAGACCAAUCAGCGUAAGGGCGUGAUGGGCGCGGGCGCGCUGCUCGCUCUGCUCCUGGGUCUGCUGCUCUCCCUGCUCGGCUGUUGCUGCGCCUGCCGCGGCAAGGAUCCUGCGCGCAGGGAGCUCUCUCUUGGGAGGAAGAAGGCUCCGCAGCGACUCUGCGGGCGCUUCAGCCGCAUCAGCAUGAAGUUGCCCCGGAUCCCGCUCCGCAGGCAGAAGCUACCCAAGGUCGUAGUGGCCCAUCACGACCUGGAUAACACACUCAACUGCAGCUUCCUGGAGCCCCCAUCAGGGCUGGAGCAGCCAUCCCCAUCGUGGUCCUCCCGGGCCUCCUUCUCCUCCUUCGACACCACCGACGAAGGGCCUGUGUACUGUGUGCCCCACGAAGAGGCGGCAACGGAGAGCCGAGACCGGGAAGUCGCCAGCCCCCCUGCCGAGGCGCAAGGACAGUCCCCUGCGCCGGUGACCACGCCAGCGCCCUCCGAGGAGGCGGCGCCCCUCCCCGCAUCCUCUGACAGCGAGAGGUCCGCAUCUAGUGUGGAGGGGCCUGGCGGGGCUCUGUACGCACGCGUGGCUCGGCGCGAGGCCCGGCCGGCCCGGGUCCGGGGAGAAGCUGGUGGCCUGUCGCUCUCGCCAUCUCCCGAGCGCAGGAAACCACCGCCACCGGACCCCGCCACCAAGCCCAAGGUGUCUUGGAUACAUGGGAAGCACGGCGCCGCUGGCGCUGUUCCUGCGCCUUCACCACCACCCCUGGGCCUCGAGGUGGCGCCCAGCCCAAGCAAGAGGAAACGGACGCCAAGCGACACAUCUGCAAGGCCAGAGGAGCCCGGCAGCCCUCGGACCCGCAACCCGACUCUACGGCCCCCAGGGCUGGCCGAAGAGGAGCCAGCCCUCCUCGCGCCCUCGCCACCCCGGGCUCGGGCUCGGGGCCGCGGGUCUGGCCUCUCGGACCCCAUGGACAUUAACGGUCCCCCGCGCAGCGCGCCUGAGGCCGCCUCCAUGCUGGCUGCGGAGCUGCGCGACAAGACUCGUAGCCUGGGCCGCGCCGAGGGAACCCUGGGCGCACAGGGUCCCCGGGAGAAACCGGCACCGCCGCAGAAGGCCAAGCGCUCUGUGCUGUCCGCCUCCCCGGCCCCCGCGCCUGAGGCCCCAGGGCCCGAAAAGGUGGCAGAUGGCGCACCCGUGCCGGACACCCCCCGGAAGAAGACCCCCAUCCAGAAGCCACCGCGCAAGAAGAGCCGGGAAGCAGCGGGCGAGCUGGGCAGGGUGGGCGCGCCCACCCUGUAGAAGGCGGCGGCCCGGCCACGCCCACAGCCUCACCCGGCUUCGCAGCGCUGCUUGCCACCUCUCGUUCCGCGCCCUCCCGGCGUCCCCGCAGUGGCCUGGGCUCGACAGCCUCGCUGGGUGGGGCCUAGGCCAGAAGGGUACGGAGGGAGACUGCAUCUCAUUAGCUCAGGCCCCAGCGGCGGCUCCCAUUCGUCAAGGCCUGACUGGCGCUUAGCUGGCGACUCCCUUUGCAUUGGCCAAAUUAUGUAGGGCUCCGGCCAGCCCGGGUCUCAAAGGCCAGGACUAGGCGGUUCUACCUAGAGACCACCUCUUACAAGUGUGCACUUGUCUGGGCCUGCCCUCUCAUUGGCUGAGGCCAGAAGCACUUCUGCCCCGUUUGUCUCUCGUUGCCAGGGCCUGGUGCCUAUGGCUGGAGUCUCCUUUCCUUGACCUCAAGCCCAGGCUGUUUCCACUGGUGGGGCUUCAGGGCAUCUGGUUGACCUGAGCAUGGGGAGGAGGACUGGUCUCUGCUCCUCAGGCGUCUCAGCACCCUGGGUUCAGUCUUUCCCCCCUCCCCCUCCCUGCCACCCCUGCCCCAGCCUUCCCAGCCCUGGCCCCUCAGCUGUCAGCUGGUUUUGAUGGCCUCCCGCCAUGCCACACACUGGUGGGAAUCCGAGGGGCACUCCAGUAUCUUGAGGAGACAUAUUUAUAGGCCCCCUGCAGGACUGCUCCCACCUCAUCUGGGUGCCCCAGGAUGGGCUCCACCCGGCAGGGGCUCAGCCAAAGCUUUCUUAAUAAAGUGCCUUUUUCCCUCUG
Molecule: messenger RNA, 3465 nt
Organism: Phyllostomus discolor (pale spear-nosed bat)
Lineage: Eukaryota; Metazoa; Chordata; Mammalia; Chiroptera; Phyllostomidae
Gene: SCARF2
Product: scavenger receptor class F member 2
Exons: 11
Coding region: 85-2670 (861 amino acids)
Molecular function (GO): scavenger receptor activity
Source: RefSeq, a predicted model, not a curated record